CUCACACUUGUCUUUCCAAUCUCACACUUGUCUUUCCAAAAUGGCCCAGCCUUCUCCCUCGGCGAUACUCGGCCAGCAGCCCUUCCCCAUAGACCCCGCUCCAGCUCCAGCCCAGCCAAAUCCCAUACCCACUUCCACCCCUACCCUCCUCACGUAUCUCCACGCCCUCCUCGAUGUUCGUCAGUCACAGAACCUCACGCUACCUUACCUUCAACCAUUCGCACCUUUAUCCUCUAGGCCUCUACCACGGAUGAACAAUAAUGGACAGCGAGGAGACGGGGGAAAGGGCAAGGAGAAGGUGAAGAGUGAUUUGGACGUCAUCCGGGAACUGAGAGAGUCUGUGGCUUCAUGGAGAGGUGUGCUAACCAAAGAAAACCAAGAAGGUGGAAGAUUAACCACAGCUCUGAAAGAAGUGAUCACCCACCAAUCAGCCCUCCUCUCUUCUGCAGCCGCGCUCCUUCCCCAAGCCUCCUCAUCCACCAAACCUUUAUUCCUCUCAUCCCACCUCCUCUCCCAACCAACCAAACUUCUCCAAUCCAUUGCAUCGGCUGUCAGCCUCCAGACGUUUUUGGAAGACUCUCAAUUCGGACUCCAACAGAGCAGUUUAGCUAUCGCUGGUGAGAGAUUGGUCGUUGAUGUGGAUCUGGGAGUGGAUCUUGGCGGAGAAGAGGACGAGUCGAGGAUGGGGACUCCAAUGGGUACUCCGCGGCCCUACACCCCCGUCCCUGGUGCCAUGCCCACCAGCGCACUCACGCAAAAUUCAGACGAAAGAGGAAAAGUGAAGCUGCUAAAGCUCGUCGCUUCUCACGUUACUCCAUCCGGAGGAACAGGCCAGUGUGAAUGGGUUAGGAAAGUGCUGAACGAGCUAGUCAAUGACUACUUGGCAUUGUGGAAUGCUCCAGUCCUCGAGGAAGGGUAUAGCCUCGAAAAAGGUUUAUGGGAGAGAGAAGAAACGGCACGCAGACUGGAGCAAGAGUUUGCGGAUUUAAAGUGGUUUGAUGAUGUGGCAGGAGAUGAAUCGGUGGAUUGGUUUGAAGAACUGGAGAAAAUAACGGGAACUGUGGAAAGACUCGUGGCUGAAACUAGUGAGCAGAGGCUCUAUCCGACAGACAAGCAUUCAGUCUUCCCAACCUUUAGACUUCUCCCUUCAUCUUCUAUAGGAACCAAUCCCAUAUGGCGUAUCCGGCCGGCAAAGUCCUCCAACGAAUCUGUUCCUACCAUCUCAUCGAUCCACAGCACGAAAAGUGACGUUGGAGGAGCCGGAGAUCUCGAUAUGGAAGAACAGUGGCUAGAGACUGAUUGGGUGAUAGAAUGCAUAGAGGAGAAUGGGAUUGCAGGAGUUGUUGUCAGCAGAAAUUGGCUCAUUGAUAGUGGGCACGAAGAAAAGCAGCAAGUCAGUGGUACGAUUAGGCUGGAAAAUCUUCUUUACCACCCGUUCCAGCAACCAACGUUCCUUGCUAUCCCACAACAACAACCAUUCCCUUAUACCGCACCCUUCAUUCAUUCAUCCAAAGAUGGGAAUGGGUUAGAUCAGCACUGGUCAAUCGCUCAGCCUGGGCCUCUAGGAUGGGUGGUCGGUCGUAUCGGAAUGGGUAGAAAUUUAAAAGGUCUCUAUGGAACGAUAAAAGCUUUGAGAAAACAGCUCGUUCUGAAUCAGAUGUUUGCGAGUGUCUUCAAGUCUGAAGCCUUGACAACAUAUGAGAACGGGAACGGGGAGGAGGGUCACGAUGAGGAUGACGAUAUGGACGAUGAUUGGUUCUCUGGUCCCCCUAAGGCUGUCCCAUGUUCCGCCACCCUCCAUCAAAAUUCAAUUAGCAUUACCAUUCCCUUGCUUGACCACGAAGGGAAAUGUGAACACCUGGAAAUCAUCGCGAAAGCGAGCGACGAGGGUCCGGGGUAUACAAACGUAGAGUACAAGGGUGGGAAAAUUGACGAGUCAGAAGCAGAUAGGGAUCUCGUUAGUCUAGUAAGAAAGGUUCUGGAGCAAAGGACCAAACAGUCAUAAAAGUUGGCUCCUGGAGCAAUCAUCAAAGACAAAUAUCGCCAUGCUAUAAUGCAUUUGAAUCUGCCUACAUGCUACGAUAAAUGAUCUACUAUUACACAAAGAUUAUGCAAAGAAAAUAUCGACACUAA
Messenger RNA from Cryptococcus deneoformans JEC21, 2133 nucleotides. Its product is annotated as expressed protein. The transcript is spliced from 6 exons. The coding region runs from base 41 to 2005 and encodes 654 amino acids. The record is from RefSeq and is a predicted model, not a curated record. Lineage: Eukaryota; Fungi; Basidiomycota; Tremellomycetes; Tremellales; Cryptococcaceae.